AUGCCGUUUCUCGACAAUGACGCCCCGGUCUCAGAGCCGCCGUCGACGCAGCGGCCGCUGCGCACACUUGGGUGGGAGACGCUUCUCGCAGAGGAGGGCACCUUGCAGACCGCGGCUGCUAGCGGCGAUGACAGACAAAGGACAAACCAAAAUAACAACUACGGCAGCCGUGGUGGCGAUGCCUGGACUCGUGGUGCGGGAGCGGUGGAGGUGCAGUGGGAUGGUGUGGGCACGACCCAUCAACGCCCUGCGGCGGCCACCUACACUGCUGCAGUGGCAGGAGGAGUGGUGGAGGACACUGUCCCCCCACUUGUCGCACCAGAGAGCAACUGGCUGGCGCUGCCACAUCCACUAACAGUGCCGCCACAUAUGUCGAGCGAACUGCAGUCACCACGGGAUCCACGCGGAUUAGCAGAGCCACGAACACCAGGUGCAUCACGCUUACCAACAGCGAUGCAUUGGUCAGCGCCCGGUGACUCCCCACCAGCGUGGACUAGGCCGUCAUUCAAUGGCACGGGCUGGCGCCAGAGUCAUCACCACCACCAGCAGCAGCAGCAACAGCAGUCGAUUCAGGGCGGGCAUCUGCUUGUUCUGCAGGAGGUGUUUCCUGCCAUUGGGAGUCGUCGCCACCCGCGACAAGGAAAGACAGAAUAUCCAUCAGGAGUUGCAGAAACCGGUGGUCUAGUCCCACCACAACCGCAACACCAAAACGAGCGUGUUGCGUCAGUUCAAGACUCUCUCAUGAUGACGGGAGGGUCCGCACACAAGUUAUCGCCUGCCAGCCCCGACACCAGAGCGGAGAAGCCGCUGCUGGGGCAAGACGAGGGGGCCUUUUCGCGGAAGGACAUUGUGCGAGAUGCAGAUGUUUGGGACAAUGAUACACAGAUGUCUGAAACGCCAACGAGAACGGCGGAUGCGCAGCAAAGUGCGCUGAUGCAGCGUGAAGACCAUUCAGCGAGGCCGACCAGUUGCGGCGCGCACCGGAGAGAGGCCUCCCCACGCCGGAACUCUCCCGCUUCCCCUGUCGCCGCCUCGCCCUCGCCUAAUGCGGAGCAGCAGCAACUUGUUUCCGCCGCGCAGGCCAUCCAGACGAUGCAGCGGACCGCAGACGAGCUGGCGCACCGCGUGCUGAUGGCGGAGCGCGAACUCCACGAGGGACACGCAGAGUUCGCCGUGCUGCGCAACGACCUCACCCGCAGCCUCGAGGUGGCGGAGCGGGUGGUGCGGCGGAAGAUGAGUGCACUGCGCGAUCUGCGCGCGGAGAAUGAACGGCUGCGGCGUUUGCUUGACUUCUGA
This is a messenger RNA of Trypanosoma grayi, 1296 nucleotides long. RefSeq lists its product as hypothetical. The transcript has a single exon. NCBI's taxonomy places the organism in Eukaryota, Euglenozoa, Kinetoplastea, Trypanosomatida, Trypanosomatidae. The record is from RefSeq and is a predicted model, not a curated record. The coding region runs from base 1 to 1296 and encodes 431 amino acids.